Molecule: messenger RNA, 659 nt
Organism: Uranotaenia lowii
Lineage: Eukaryota; Metazoa; Arthropoda; Insecta; Diptera; Culicidae
Product: low molecular weight phosphotyrosine protein phosphatase 1-like
Exons: 2
Coding region: 119-601 (160 amino acids)
Biological process (GO): protein dephosphorylation
Cellular component (GO): cytoplasm
Molecular function (GO): acid phosphatase activity; non-membrane spanning protein tyrosine phosphatase activity
Source: RefSeq, a predicted model, not a curated record
GCUACCAACACAAAACGCAUAGCGAACGACUUUGUUUAUGAUCAGAAGAAUAUUUUUUGCCACCCUUUAAAUUUCACAAUCGGCUGAUAACGACAGUCAAUUAAUUUAAUUUUUCACGAUGGCAGAGAAAAAGAAGGCUCUAUUCAUCUGCCUAGGUAACAUUUGCCGCUCCCCGAUAGCAGAAGCCGUAUUCCUGAAAACGAUAAACGAUGCCGGCAUAUCUGCCAACUGGGAAGUGGACAGUGCAGCUAUUGGUGGUUGGCACGUAGGCAAUCAACCAGACCAUAGAGCCUUGUCGACAAUGAAGAAGCACAAUCUGCCGUAUGAUAACCGGGCAAGGCAAUUAGGGACAAAAGACUUUGAACACUACGAUUACAUAUUCGGCAUGGAUAAGGAAAAUAUGACCGACCUGAAGCAAAUGGCUCCCUAUAAAUCCAAAGCAAAACUGCUGCUACUGGGAGACUACGACACGGAGGCCCCGGGAAAAAUCAUUCGUGAUCCGUACUACGACCAGGGAUCCGAUGGCUUCGAGCAAUGCUACGUGCAGUGUGUGCGCUGUUGCAAGGGUUUCCUCGAGAAAGUUGAAAAAGGUGAAAUUUAAGAAUAAAUACCUAACAACUACAAACAACGUCGUUAAAUAUGAAAAAAAUGUUGUUCAU